Clarias gariepinus (North African catfish) is the source of this 1451-nucleotide messenger RNA. It is a transcript of the gene stard10, whose product is annotated as StAR-related lipid transfer (START) domain containing 10. The transcript is spliced from 6 exons. The record is from RefSeq and is a predicted model, not a curated record. The coding region runs from base 380 to 1189 and encodes 269 amino acids. Gene Ontology annotation, molecular function: lipid binding. Lineage: Eukaryota; Metazoa; Chordata; Actinopteri; Siluriformes; Clariidae.
UAAUUGGUCGGUUGCGGUGUGCGAGCGCUGCGCGAGCCCGCGUCCUGCCGUUAUAACCGGAGCGGCGCGCGCGGACCUGCAGCGCGUUCGGUUUCUCUCACCGACUCUGUAAUUAACCGUCACGAGACUCCGCGUGUUUAUAAUCCGGCGCUCGCGAGCCCGUCACGAGACUCCGGCAGGGUUUAUUAUUGAUUGAUUGAUUUAUUUAUUGAUUUAUUUCUCUCUCCCGGUGUCACCGCCGCGGAUUUACCGACUGAAGGGGAAAAAGAACAAGAAAAAAAGAAAAGCCGAGUUUAGUUAUUUAUUUAUUUAUUUCUGUUGAAGCGGAGACUAGUCCGGUUCCGUGUCCGGCUGGAUCCGGUUCUGUACCUGAGGGAAGAUGUCCGGUGAGGCGGUUCUGGUCCCGGAUGACCGAGCCUUCAGCAACUUCAAACACGAGUGUGUGUCGGAUGAAGGCUGGAGUCUGACCUACAGCAAGUCCGGGAUCUCGGUUCUGAUCCAAAUCCUGGGGGAGAAAGAGGAGGAGAAGUCUCUACACAAGAUCAAGUGUCGGAUGGUGUGUAAGGACAUUUCUGCAGAAACCAUGUACGACGUGCUUCAUGACAUCGAUUAUCGGCGGAAAUGGGACUCGAACGUGAUCGAGACCUUCGACAUCGGCAAGCUGACGGUGAACGCAGACGUGGGCUAUUAUUCCUGGAAGUGUCCUAAACCUCUGAAGAAUCGGGAUGUGAUCACUCUGCGCUCCUGGCUACCGAUGGGAAAGGAUUACAUCAUCAUGAACUACUCGGUCAAACACCCGAAAUACCCCCCAAAGAAGGACAUGGUGCGGGCCGUCUCCAUCCAGACAGGUUACCUUAUCCAGAGCAACGGGCCUUCAAGCUGUACCUUAACUUACCUGGCACAGGUCGACCCUAAAGGUUCUCUCCCUAAGUGGGUGGUGAAUAAGUCUUCCCAACUUCUGGCUCCUAAGACGAUGAAGCGUAUCGCGCGGGCGUGUGUGAAGUACGGCGAGUGGAAGCAGAAACACAGUCCAGGCUUUAAGCCGUGGCUUUACCCGGAGCAGAGCAGUCUGAGCAGCAUGGCUCUCUCUGAGCUCACGGUGCAGCACGCAGACUCGCUCGAGAACAUCGACGAGAGCUCACUGAGUGAGGGCAAGGACGAGCGCGCGGAACACAGUGACGAUGACUGAGACACACACACACACACACACACACACACACACACACACACAUACCCUCAAGGACACUGAACAUGACACAUGUAGAGUACACUAAGGGACCAAACUGGGGUCAGUGUAUAGAUUAUAUAUAUAUAUAUAUAUUAUAAAUGUAGAGUAUGGAGGGGACCAUCAGAACACACACACACACACACACACACACACACGCAGAGCUUCUUUUCUGUUUCGGUGCCACUAAAGUGACAAUAAAUAAAAUGGAUUUCUGUCCAGGAGU